Dromiciops gliroides (monito del monte) is the source of this 1429-nucleotide messenger RNA. It is a transcript of the gene MYF5, whose product is annotated as myogenic factor 5. Gene Ontology annotation, biological process: muscle organ development; regulation of transcription by RNA polymerase II; positive regulation of myoblast differentiation. Lineage: Eukaryota; Metazoa; Chordata; Mammalia; Microbiotheria; Microbiotheriidae. The transcript is spliced from 3 exons. Bases 105 to 875 code for a protein of 256 amino acids. The record is from RefSeq and is a predicted model, not a curated record. Gene Ontology annotation, molecular function: RNA polymerase II cis-regulatory region sequence-specific DNA binding; DNA-binding transcription factor activity, RNA polymerase II-specific; protein dimerization activity.
AAUUGCUGAGGAAAAUUGACCAAGUGGAACGCCAGAGUAACUUUCACUGGAGUCUCUCUCUCUGCAGUCCAGGUGCAACACCCCUCCCUCUCUCCUCUGGCAGAAUGGAAAUGAUAGAGAGCUGCCAAUUCUCCCCAUCCGAAUUCUUCUACGACAGCUCCUGCAUCCCUUCUCCAGAAGGGGACUUCGGGGACGACUUUGAGUCCAGAAUGACUUCAUUCGGAUCCCACAAAACAGACCUCCAAGGCUCGGACGAAGAGGAGCAUGUGAGAGCCCCGACGGGUCACCACCAAGCCGGCCACUGCCUCAUGUGGGCUUGCAAAGCCUGCAAGAGGAAGUCCACCACCAUGGACAGGCGGAAGGCGGCCACCAUGCGGGAAAGGCGGAGGCUGAAGAAGGUGAACCAGGCUUUUGAGACGCUUAAGAGGUGUACUACGGCCAAUCCUAACCAGAGACUCCCCAAAGUGGAGAUCCUCAGAAAUGCCAUUAGAUACAUCGAGAGCCUCCAAGAACUGCUGAGGGAACAGGUCGAAAACUACUACACUCUACCUGGGCAGAGCUGCUCUGAGCCCACCAGCCCCACUUCCAACUGCUCCGAUGGGAUGGCUGAGUGCAACAGCCCCGUGUGGUCCAGAAGAAACAGUAGUUUUGACAGUGUCUACUGCCCUGAUAUGACAAAUGUUUCCUCCACGGACAAAAAUUCCGCAUUAUCCAGUUUAGACUGCUUAUCCAGCAUAGUGGAUAGGAUCUCAUCUUCUGAUCAACCUAUGUUGAAUCUGCAGGACCCUGCUUCUCUCUCUCCAAUCGACAGUACUGACUCUCAGCCAGAAACACCAGGGGCCCCUAAUUCCAGGCUCAUCUAUCAUGUGCUAUGAACUCUGAGACUUGAGAUUAAUUCCACCAACUGAUUUUUACCUCCAAGUACAGAAUUAACAGGAAAGCCUGUUAGACCAUGAAGCAGGAGGUUGUGCAAAGUUCCAAACUAAGACAUUCUGUGUAUAAAUAUUUUGUGUCAAUUGUAUAUUUGUGAAUACUAUUUUGCCACUUUAUAAGAAAAUGUAUUUAACUAAAAAGUCACCAUCAUAUGAAUGCUUUGUUUUUACUUUUGAUAUAUAUUUUAAUAUUAUUAUUCAUAGCAGAAAGUUGUGGAGAGGAGUAACUUUCAGAAUUACUUAAGUUAUAUUUUCAUAAAAGUUGCUUAUCAAAAACAUUCUUUCAUGGUUAUUAGAACUGCCUUUUCUACUUUAAAAGAUGGGUGGGAUCAGUUACAGGAGACUAACCAUUGUUCAAUUUUGCUUGCUCCUAAAGUCAGUUUUAUUCAAUAAAAAGAAAAAAAUACUGCCUAAUAUUAUCUAUUUUACUCUUUCAUAUGCAAAAUGCAUCUUUCUAAUGUAAGAACAAAUCAGUAUUUUUGUGGAUAUUUUCAAGA